Molecule: messenger RNA, 1132 nt
Organism: Dermacentor silvarum
Lineage: Eukaryota; Metazoa; Arthropoda; Arachnida; Ixodida; Ixodidae
Exons: 5
Coding region: 3-998 (331 amino acids)
Source: RefSeq, a predicted model, not a curated record
UCAUGGAUUGUGAAGCCCAGCGCAUUAUGCUUUCUAUUAUUCAGGGCAAGUCGCCGUCUUCAACAGAAGCGGCUGUUCUGUCCACUUAUGCUACCCAAAAGCAAGCAAGUCUGAUGAUACCAGAGACCAGCAUCCCAGAUGCAGUGCUGCGUACCAGUUCGGCUGCCAAUAAGCAAAUACCAGCAAGUGAUGGAGGGUGCAUGGAGGCUGGACCAUCAUGCAUUCCAACUGGGGGUGGUGGUACAGAUGUAAUCCUGCAAAGAAGUUUGUCAUGCAUUACACCAGCACCAAAUAACGGGAAGGCGCAAGCUCAGGCGAGACUAUCGGGCAUCAGGAAAGGAGGUGGUGCUGCUGAAUGGACCGAGGGACAGACAAAGCUGCUGCUAGAGUACUACUAUAAGUACUUCCCACAGAUUGGCCCGUUCAAGAAAUUUAAAAACAAGAAACAGGCUUUCAAGCAAAUCUCCAUGGAUGUUGAAGCUAUACUUGGCAUCAAGAAAACACCAGAACAAUGUGAGAACCGCUACAAGACUGUGAUCAGACGUCGCAAGGCUGCCUCAGACAACAACAACAGAUCUGGAGCAUCACCGAGCCCUGUGCCAUUCGACGACGAGAUUCGCAAAAUAGAAACCAUUGACGACAGCAUUGAACCAGAAGUGCAAAGAGAUGCCUCAGGGGUUAUUUUCAAGGACUCACCGGAAUCUCCAAGCCUUGUCUCACCAAAUGCAGAGAGCAUUGAGAAAAGUGAAAGCCAGUCGCCAAAUGCUGAUGUAAAACCGCGUUCAAGCACUGUACGCCUGCAACACAUGCAAUUGUUUUUUUCUGAAAUGAAGGCAAUAAAUGAAGAGCGGGAGUGUCGGAAAGCUGCCAGAGAUGCCGAGAAAGAAAACCGCAGAGCUCAACGGCAAGUAGAGCGACAGGCACUUCUUGACGAAAGGCGCAAAAUGCACAAUGAGAAAAUGGAAAUUUUGCGUCAAGCCUUCGGUCUUCAGAAAUAAAAUAUUUCAUAUUCAGGACUAGUACAAGAGACGUUGAAACGACGGGACAACAUGCAAAAAUUGCGAGUUGUCCUGCCCUUUAUGCUUUUGAAUUCCGUGUUAUGUGCUAGUCCUAAAUAUGUCUACUAUACAAC